AUGCCGCGGCAUUCUUAUAACACCUUUGAAUCGGCCGGUUCUAAAAGUACCAAACUCAAGGAGCAAGUUGAUUCGUUGCCUCUACAUUACGGCAAGGGGAAUUCACCGAGGAGAAAACAGGAUGGCGGGCCGUCCGAUGCUGAUUACCUCCUUCUUAAAGUGUCCGCCCUUAUUUCGGCGGUUGGAAUUUUUUGUGUGCUUGCCUAUUCUCUCCUCAUACAGCGAGUACCUCCUCGGCCUGAGCUUGAAGAUGUCAAGGGUACUUCGUUCUUGGAUCAUGAGACACCUAUCAGCGCAUUCGCGGGCAAAUCCUUCUUGAGACAUAACAUCCCUUUCAUCGACAUCCCCGAUUCGCUUAUCCAAGAUGUUUACUAUUACAGGUGGACAUCUAUCCAGCGUAAUCUUCGCUACAUCAGGGCAGGGACGGGCUAUAUGUGCACCGAGUUUGUUCAACCAGUUGGCUACGCCAAGGCUUUCGGUUCUAUCGAUGCCGCGGCUGGACAUCAGAUUGACGAGUCAAGAUGGUUGAGAGAUACCUUCUAUGGUGAUGACUAUAUCCAUCUCUAUACCCGUGGGCCAGCCGACGCGCUGCAAUACACACAAUGGAUCCUCGACGCAGCGAGUCGCCGUGCUAUGGUGACCGGAGACACCCAUUUUCUCGCUUCCCAGCUCGAUGACUUAAUUCGUAUAUGGCAUGAAUGGGAUCAAGUCUACGACGGGGCAGCUGGCUUAUACUACUACCAGCCAGUUUGGGAUGCUCAAGAAUUAUCACUGCCGGGUUUUAUUGCCGACCCUAAUGGGACUGAUUGGACUCUAAGGAAGGACGGCCCUGAUACCUUCAGACCUAGCCAUAAUGCUUAUAUGGUGGCAAACGCUAGGGCAAUAGCUCGGGCUGCCCACCUUGCCCGCGAUGGGUUUAGGGAGGCUCAAUUUUCCAUUAUGGCCGACAGCCUCGAAGAGGCUAUGUAUAAGAGGAUGUGGGCCCCGAGCAGCAGUUCUUCAUGGACAUCAUUCGGCCUAAUAACCCUAAUUUGA
This is a messenger RNA of Daldinia childiae, 1035 nucleotides long. RefSeq names its product Six-hairpin glycosidase. Bases 1 to 1035 code for a protein of 344 amino acids. The transcript has a single exon. Lineage: Eukaryota; Fungi; Ascomycota; Sordariomycetes; Xylariales; Hypoxylaceae. Gene Ontology annotation, biological process: carbohydrate metabolic process. The record is from RefSeq and is a predicted model, not a curated record.